AUGAGAAGAGACAGACGGCCCAAUGGCACGACAGAAAUUGAAGUCGUUGGAGUUCUCCGACCGUCUACGUUGGAAGGACUGAGUAGAAAGUAUUUGGUGUUAAUCCAAUUUUGUGGUGUCCUGAGGCUUUCAACUCAGGGUGACCUGUUGAUGGAAUGUCUUCUGGAGGCGGAUCCCCCGCCUACAAUAGCUUGGCAGCAUGCUGGAAAUGUCAUAUCACCGUCAUCUCGAGUCACACAAGUGCUCAGUCCUCUGGACGGCAUUCUAUAUAAGGCAAACCUCAUAAUAAAGGAGCCGAAUGCAGGAGAUGGCGGUGCGUACAAAUGCACAGCAAGAAAUCAGUUGGGCGAAUCAAACGCCAAUAUCAACUUGAAUUUCGCAGGAGGUGGUGAUGAGAAUAAGUCGAAGGGACCGUCAUUCGUUGGAAAACCACGAAUCAUUCCAAAAGAUGGCGGAGCCUUGAUAGUAAUGGAAUGCAAAGUAAAGAGUCCCACGCCGCCCGUUGCAAAAUGGUUAAAAGAUGGCGUACCGCUACAAAUGGGCGGUCUCUAUCAUGCUAUUUUUGUUGACCUUGGCGAUCAGACAUACUUAUGUCAGCUGGAAAUCAGGGGUCCAUCGGCUUCUGAUGCCGGCCAGUACCGUUGCAAUCUCCGAAAUGAGCAAGGAGAGACAAAUGCCAAUCUUGCCCUAAACUUCGAAGAACCCGAUCCCAGUGAACGGCAAGAAAAGAAGAGUCGCCGAUCCCCGUCAGAGAAGAGAAAAGACACAGCAUCACCUCGGCCCCCAUCCAGAGGUAACGGUUCUCGCCCUGGGAGUCCCAAAAAAUCCCUCAAGUCCCGAGAGGGUACUCCCAAGAGAGGAAAAGGCAGAGAAGGAUCACCUACUAAGAAGUCCCGAACAUCGACUCCGGUACAGGAAUCCGCUAAUACCCUUGCACCUGAAGAUGCAGCUGCAGCCGCAGAUUCGCGAAGGUCUAGUAAAUCUGAAAAGAUGGAGGUCGAUUCAGCCACAACUAAACGCAAACCUGAGGGUCUACCUGUCCCACCCUCUACCGAUGAAAAGAAGAUGCGAACGUCAUCUCCUGUACCACCUUCUGAUGAUCAAAAAUUGCGUGCUGCUUCACCAGCACCUCCCGCUUCAGACGAAAAGAUGGAGCGUUCGAAGUCCCCAAAGCCUGAGGAGAAGAAAACUCGCGCUAAAUCUCCGCUACCACCUCCUUCAGAAGAAAAGAAGGCGCGUUCCAAAUCUCCAGUGCCACCUACGUCAGAAGAUGAAAAGAGGAAAGCUUCGAAGUCUCCGGUACCUCCGGAACCAAGCGCUGCUCUUUCAAGCAAAAGAGACAAGUUCACUCGACCGCCUAUCGUUAUGGAGGCGAUUCGAUCGCAGACCGGCAAACCGGGCGAUACCAUUCAUUUGGAAGUGGAAUGGCAAUGCCAUACGUCGACUGUCAUUGAAUGGUUCAAAGAUGGCAAGAAGCUGCAAAUGACGGACGACUAUCGUGCGACAUUCGAUGGUGUCAAAGCUCAUCUGACAGUGAGGAACUUGACAGAGGACAAGACUGGUCUUUACAAAUGCCACGCCGUCUGCGAGUAUGGUGAAGGCCAGAGCAGCGCGAUGGUCAAAAUGGAAGACCUUGAUGAAAACUUGCUGAAGAAACAGAAACAGGAACAACAGCCAAAACAGUCGCUGGGUGUUAAGGAAUCCGACGACGAAACCAGUAUUUCUUCAAUUGCGUCGAAGAAAAAGAUGAGCAAAAGCAAAAGCCCUGAGUCUCAAGCGGACGACAUCCCAUCAUCGGGACUGACAAUCCCCGAAGAGCGACGACGUGAAUUGCUCGGUGAGACCAGCGAAGACGAGAUUACAGAGUCUAUCUCUGAACUGCCUUCGAUUUCUGGGCCACGGCGCAGAGGCAGUGUGGACAUGCGUCGCGAAUCGGUUCAAGAGAUCAUGAGUAGGGUAAUCACCCCACUCAUUCCAUCCGGGCAGAAAGGCAAACCACCAAGAAUCGUUGAAGUCCCAGAGAACGUUACCGUCGUAGAACAGGAAACAGCAGUGUUGCAAUGCAAAGUGGAAGGCGAUCCACCCCCAACGGUCCGUUGGUCGAAAGGCAAUCGAGAAAUCAUGAACGGAGGUCGAUUCCGGCAUAUGACCGACGGAGAGACAAAUACCGUAUCACUUGCACUUUUGAAGUGCCGGUCACAGGACGAUGGAGCUUAUACCCUCACAAUUGAGAACGCACACGGGUCCGAUUCAAUCGACAUCAAGCUGCUGGUCACAUCAGACAACGGACUCGAUUUUCGAGCCAUGCUCAAACACAGGGACGCCGACCCAGCCGAUAAGAAAUCAGAAGAAGAGAAACCACCUAUGACGGAAGCGGAGAGGAGGCAAUCGCUGUUUCCAGGAAAAAAGGUCGAGAAGUGGGAACAGCCGCUUGCGGACAAGACCGUGCAGCAGCAGGUCGACAAGUUUGCGGAAUGGAAAUGUGUAUAUUCCCGUCCAAAUGCAAAAAUUCGAUGGUACAAAGACAGAAAGGAGAUUUUCUCCGGAGGGCUCAAAUACAAAAUCGUUAUCGAGAAAGCGGUCUGCACGUUGAUCAUUAACAAUCCCGAGGUCGAUGACUCCGGCAAGUACACUUGUGAGGCAAAUGGAUUGCCUACCAGCGCUAUACUUACAGUCCUUGAACCACCAAUGAAGUACUCUUUCCUCAAUCCGUUGCCUAAUACGCAAGAAAUAUACCGAACUAAACAGGCAGUGCUUACCUGUAAGGUGAAUUCACCACGGGCUCCUCUAGUCUGGUAUCGAGGAGAUAAACCCAUAAACGAGUACGUUCUGUCCUGCUUAGUGGCUGGCUUUCUGUCGCCUUCUGGGAACCUAAUAGGAUGGUUUUGCAGAAAUGAUAAGCGAUUCACGAUUGAAAAGGAUGCCGUUGGUCGCUGCACACUUACGAUCAAGGAAGUGGAGCAGGAUGAUCAAGCUGAAUGGACAGCUUUCAUUACGAACGAAGUUUUUAGUAAAGUACAAGUAUACGUAGAAGAACCUCGACACACAUUCGUCGUGCCCAUGAAGUCGCAGAAGGUGAACGAGAAUGAUCCAGCCACCCUUGAGACAGACGUCAACGAUCGAGACGCCGAUGUAGAAUGGUGGCAUGACGGCGUGAAAAUCAACAUCGAUGGCAAGAAGUACAAAGAAGAGCGCGUUAGUAGAAAGCGGCGGCUCAUCAUCCAACAGGCAAAGAUUGAAGAUCACGGGGAAUACAGAUGCACAACGAAAGACGAUAAAACCAUGGCACAACUAAUUGUUGAACCACUGAACAAGUUCAUAGUACAGCUGAAAGAUUUGGAAGUUAUCGAGAAGGAAGAUGUGGUGAUGUCAUGCCAAACGAAAGACACAAAGACUCCUGGACUGUGGAACCGCAACGGAAUAAAGAUUACCAGCAUGCCUGGAGGUAAAUUCGAGACAUCAUCCCGAAAUGGUACUCAUACACUGAAGAUCAGCAAAAUCGAGAUGAACGAGGGCGAAAACUACGAGAUCGACGUCGCAGGUCUCAUUGGAAAAUGUUUCGUGACAGUGCUCGAAGCAGAGAAGCGGCCAGUAAUCAACUGGAAACCAAAGAAAAUCGAAGCGAAAGCCGGCGAACCAUGUUCUGUAAAGAUUCCCUUCCAAGUCAAGGGAGCGAAGCGUGGCGAUCCGAAGGCAACAAUCCUUCGGAAUGGAAAGCCAAUAGACGAGAAAAUGAAGAAACUGAUCGAAGUGGUGUUCAACGGCGACGUUGCCGAGAUCAUUUUCAAGGAUCCACAGUUGGCAGAUACUGGCAAAUGGGCGCUGGAGUUGAGUAACUCUGCAGGAGCCGCUGUUGCUCCAUUUGAACUGUUCGUUAAGGACAAGCCGAAACCACCAAAGGGUCCACUUGAGGUGAAGAACGUCACAGCAGAAGGUUUGGAUCUGAAAUGGGGUGCGCCGGAAGGGGACGAACGUCAACCGGUGAAAGCCUACAUCGUCGAGGUGCAGGAGGGACGAAGUGGACAAUGGAAAAAGUUGGCAGAGACCAAAUCAACCGAGCUGAAGGUGAAAGAUCUGAAAGAGAACGGCGAAUACAAAUUCCGUGUCAAAGCUGUGAACGACGUCGGAGAGUCAGAACCUCUCACUGGAGAGACUGUCGUCGCUAAGAACCCGUUCAAAGUACCUGGCAAGCCGAGAAACAUGGACGUAGCCGACAUGGAUAAAGAUCACCUCACUCUUCAAUGGGAGCCACCCGAAGAAGACGGCAAUUCACCCAUCAUCGAAUAUAUUGUUGAGAGACGAGAGAAAUCUGAGAAAAACUGGAACACUGUCGGAACUGCUCCUGCUGAUGGUCUGGGAGUGCACUACCUUACAGAUAACAAGGUCGUCGAAGGCAAGGAGUACUACUACCGCGUAAGGGCUGUCAACAAAGCCGGCCCUGGUGACCCUUGCGAUCAUGGAAAGAGUUUCAAAAUCAAGGCUAUACCAGUUGAGCCAGGCUUCCCCGGUGGAGGCAUCAAAGAUUUGCGCCUCAAAGUUGGUGAAACCAUCAAAUACGAUGUGGAUAUUACUGGUGAACCACUUCCUGAAGUGGCAUGGACUGUAAACGGCAAGCCGCUGAAGCCCAUUGGACGCGUGAAGAUGAGUACCGAAAGGGGCAAGACAAAACUGAAGAUCGAAAACGCGGAGCGAUCCGACUCUGGGCAGUUCACUAUCAUCUUGAAGAAUCAGUGUGGUGUUGCUGAUAGCACCGCGAAAGUGACGGUGGUUGGAAGGCCAUCUCCUCCGAAAGGACCGCUUGACAUCUCGGAUGUUUGUGGCGAUGGAUGUACUCUCGCUUGGGAACCACCUGAGGAUGACGGCGGUGAUCCUCUCACUGGCUAUGUGAUCGAAGCUCAAGAUAUGGACAACAAGGGCAAGUACAUUGAGGUUGGUCGUACCGACGGCAAAACCACAAGUAUGAAAGUGAAAGGACUUCGAAAUAAGGGCAACUACAAAUUCAGGAUAAAAGCUGUUAACAAUGAGGGUGAAUCCGAACCGUUGACAGCCGAUCAGUACACUUUGAUCAAGGACCCUUGGGAUGAGCCUGGAAAACCUGGACGGCCAGAAGUCACUGAUUAUGAUGCGGAUCGCAUAGAUCUGGCCUGGACUCCCCCGACAAAAGAUGGCGGUGCACCCAUUGAGGGUUACAUUGUUGAAGUUCGCGAUCCAGACACCAAGGAAUGGAAAGAAAUCGCCAAAGUCCCAGACACUAAUGCCUCUAUCAAAGGACUGAAAGAAGGGAAAGAAUAUCAGUUCCGAGUGAAGGCUUUCAAUAAAGCCGGCGUAGGACACCCGUCCGAUGCAUCUGAGAAGCAGGUUGCCAAGCCGAAAUUCAUUCCUGCUUGGUUGAAACACGACUGCCUGAAGAGUAUCACGGUGAAAGCCGGUCACUCUGUUCGUUGGGAAGUUAAAAUUGGUGGAGAGCCUGUACCCGAGGUGGUAUGGUCAAAAGAAGACAAACCAAUUGAGCCGUCUCUCAAUCUCAGCAUCGACACCAAGAAGAACGAUCACACCAUUCUAUGUAUUCCAUCGGCAGUCCGCGCCGAUAGAGGAGAGUAUAGGCUGUCCGUGAAAAAUGCAUAUGGUUCCGAUACAGAAGUGGCUAAUUUGACUGUACUGGAUCGACCAUCAAAACCGAAUGAUGACGAUGGAGGUGAGCCUAUUGAGUAUUAUGAAGUCGAGAAAUUGGAUACAGACACGGGACGUUGGGUACCUUGUGCGAAGGUAAAAGACACAAAAGCCCACAUUGAUGGUCUGAAAAAGGGCCAAAGCUACCACUUCAGAGUGAAAGCGGUGAAUAAAGAGGGAGUAUCUGAUCCACUGGCUACAACUCAAGAGACUAAGGCGAAAAAUCCAUACGACGCACCAGGAAAACCGCACACCCCAGAAAUAACAGACUGGGAUGCAGAUAGGGUUUCUCUAGAAUGGCAACCACCUGACUCUGAUGGCGGAGCUCCUAUUACCCAGUACAUCAUCGAGAAGAAAGGAAAACAUGGACGUGAAUGGCAGGAGUGUGGAAAGGUUGGCGGAGACGAGACUGCGGCCACAAUUUUGGGCCUGAAGGAAGGAGAAGAGUACCAGUUCCGAGUGAUAGCCGUUAACAAAGCUGGUCCUGGAGAAGCAUCUGAUCCCAGCCGAAAAGUUGUUGCAAAACCCAGAAAUCAAAAACCAUGGAUUGACCGAGAAAAGAUGAAGACGAUGACAGUCAAAGUGGGACAAGAUGUUGUAUUCGACGUUCCUGUCCGUGGAGAGCCUCCACCAGAGAAAACGUGGAUGUUUGCCGACAAGCCGGUUGACGAUUCCAAAGUCAAGAUUGAUAAUGAAGACUACAACACCAAGUUUGUGCUACGAGGUGCCACUCGUGCCAACUCUGGAAAAUACACACUCACAGCAAAGAAUGCUAGCGGUAUGGACACCCACACUGUUGAAGUCACGGUUCUUGGCAAACCAAGCGCUCCAGAAGGACCUCUAGAAGUCAGCAAUGUGUUUGAGGACAAAUGUGAUCUGGAAUGGAAGCCACCGCUUGAUGAUGGUGGAAUACCAAUUGACCAUUACGAUAUCGAAAGACUGGAUGAAGCCACCGGAAGAUGGGUACCAUGUGGUCGUGCAGAAGGCACCAAAGCCACCGUCAACAACUUGCAGCCAGGACACCAGUAUAAGUUCCGCGUUCGCGCUGUCAAUAAGGAAGGCGAGUCCGAUCCGUUAGCAACUGAUCAGUCAAUCCUUGCUAAAAAUCCUUACGAAGUUCCUGGAAAAAUGGACAAGCCCAAAGUUACCGACUGGGAUAAAGAUCAUGCUGAUUUGGAAUGGAAACCACCCGCAGACGACGGUGGUGCUCCCAUUGAGGAAUACGUGAUUGAGCAAAAGGAUAAGCAUGGACGAUGGGAACCGGUGAUGACCGUUCCUGCAGAACAGACAACGGCUACAGUUCCAAAUCUCAAGGAAGGCGAAGAGUAUCAGUUCCGUGUCAUUCCCAAGAAUAAAGCCGGCUUUGGCGAACCUUCUGAUCCUACUGAUAAGAUCAUUGCCAAGACGCGAUUCCUGGCUCCUCACAUCCACCGUGAAGAUCUGGAAGAUACAAUAGUUCGUGUUGGUCAGCAGAUUAAGUUCAACAUCCACAUUGAUGGUGAACCUGCUCCAGACGUUCGAUGGACAUUCAAUGAUAAGAGCAUUGGAGAGAGCAAGGCCCAAAUUGAGAAUGAGGAUUACCUCUCCAAAUUCAACAUCCCCAAGGCAGUGCGCAAGCAGAGUGGCAAAUACACCAUCACAGCCACUAAUGACAGUGGAACCGAUUCUGUGACCAUCACAAUCAAAGUGAAAAGCAAGCCGUCGAAGCCAAAGGGACCUUUGGAUGUGAAAGACGUUUUCGAAGAUCGCGCCACGCUCAGCUGGAAGCCACCAGAGGACGAUGGCGGCGAGCCAAUUGAACAUUACGAAAUCGAAAAGAUGAGCACCAAAGACGGCAUCUGGGUGCCGUGUGGACGUACUGCUGACACUUCCUUCGUCGUUGACUCCCUCAAUAAAGGAGAUCAUUACAAGUUCCGUGUCAAGGCCGUGAACAGCGAGGGUGCAUCCGAUCCACUUGAAAGUGAUACGGAUAUACUGGCAAAGAAUCCAUUUGACCGCCCAGACAGACCUGGACGGCCUGAACCUACAGACUGGGAUAGCGAUCAUGUUGAUUUGAAAUGGGAUCCACCACUCAAUGAUGGCGGUGCUCCCAUCGAAGAAUACCAAAUCGAGAAGCGUACCAAAUACGGAAGAUGGGAGCCAGCUAUCACUGUUCCGGGCGGACAGACAACAGCGACUGUCCCUGAUCUGACUGCAAAUGAGGAAUAUGAGUUCCGUGUUAUUGCCGUGAACAAGGGAGGCCCAUCUGAUCCCAGCGAUGCCAGCAAACCAGUCAUCGCCAAACCUCGUAAUCUGGCUCCAAAGAUCGACCGUGACGCACUAAAAGAGCUGAAGGUGAAAGCAGGACAAGCAAUCGCAUGGGAUGUGCCUGUCGAAGGUGAACCUGCACCAACAGUAACCUGGAGUUGGCCAGAUCAUCGCGAGAUCCGAAAUGGAGGCCGAGUGAAAUUGGACAAUCCCGAAUACCGCUCUAAACUGCACAUUCGACAAAUGGAACGAGGAGACAGUGGAAUGUACACCAUUCGGGCCGUAAACCCGAAUGGAGAGGAUGAAGCCGUUGUCAAAGUCACCGUAAUAGACAAGCCAUCACCACCAAAUGGACCACUUGAUGUACACGACGUUUAUGCCGACCACUGCUCUCUUGAUUGGAAACCACCAGAUGAUGACGGAGGAAUUCCUAUUGAAAACUACGUGAUUGAAAAACUCGAUGUCGCCACUGGUCGAUGGGUUCCUGCCGCUAAAGUGCCAGGAGAUCAGACGACAGCCGUUGUUGACGGACUUAUUCCUGGACACGAGUACAAGUUCCGUGUGGCAGCAGUGAACGCCGAAGGAGAGUCUAGUCCGUUGGAAAGCUUCGGAUCGACUCUUGCCAAAGAUCCUUUCGACAAACCUGGAAAGACCAGCGCUCCAGAAGUGACAGACUGGGACAAGGACCAUGCAGAUUUGAAGUGGAAUCCACCAAUUAAUGAUGGCGGAGCUCCAAUUGAGGGUUACGUUGUUGAGAUGAAAGAGAAGAACUCUCCAUUCUGGACGGAAGCACUGCAGGUUCCUGGAGAUCAGACUACUGCGACUGUACCAAACCUCAAAGAAGGCAAUGAAUAUGAGUUCAGAAUUCGCGCCAAGAACAAGGCUGGCACAGGAGAUCCAUCGGAUCCUUCACAAACGAUUAUCGCAAAAGCUAGAAAUGUUCCUCCGAAAAUCGACCGCAGUGCGUUAACGGAGAUAAAGGUGAAGGCCGGAAGCGAGAUCCACCUGAACGUUCCCGUGUCCGGCGAACCUCCACCAGAAAUCACUUGGUCAUUCGCAGAUAAGCCACUGGAAUCAGACGAUCACGUCAAAAUCAACAACGAGGAUUACAAGACGAAAUUCCUUGUGAAAAGAGCUCUACGAUCUGAUACGGGCACCUACGUAAUUACUGCGACAAACGUCAAUGGUACAGAUACGGCUGAAUUGAAAGUCACUGUGUUGGAUCAUCCAGGAGAACCACGUGGUCCACUUGAUAUAAGUAAUGUCACGAAAGAAGGUUGUGAUUUGGCUUGGAAGGAACCCGAUGAUGACGGAGGAGCAGAAAUCGACCACUACGUCAUAGAAAAACAAGACGCCAAUACUGGCAGAUGGACGACGUGCGGUGAGAGCAAGGACACCAAAUUCCAUGUUGACGAUCUGGUCCAAGGCCAUGAAUAUAAGUUCCGCGUGAAGGCAGUGAAUCGCUAUGGCGAAUCAGACCCAUUGGAAGCCCCCAAGGCGAUCGUAGCAAAAGAUCCCUUCGAUUGUGCCGACGCCCCAGGAGUCCCAGAAAUUAUCGAUUGGGACAAGGAUCAUGCAGACCUGCAAUGGACACCACCACUCGACGACGGAGGAGCUCCUGUUGAGGAGUACCUCAUCGAAAUGAAAGCUGGAAACGGUGAAUGGGUACCCGCCAAGAAGGUGCCAGCUGAUCAACUUACGACCACCGUCGACAAUUUGAAGCCCGGCCAGACAUAUCAGUUCCGUGUGAAAGCCCUGAACAAAGCUGGAGAGUCUCGGCCAUCCGAUCCCAGCAAGGCCAUGAUUGCUAAGCCAAGGAAUCUGCCACCAAAGAUCAAUCGUGACAUGUUCAACGAUCUCCGCAUCAAAGCUGGUCAGACGAUCAACUUCGACGUAAAUGUAGAGGGAGAGCCAGCACCGAAGAUCGAAUGGUUCCUGAACGGCACACCAAUCCAGUCGCUCGGAAAGGUCAAAAUCGACAAUUCAAACGAUAACAACACCAAACUCGACAUAAAAGACUCUGCCAGAGCCGACAGUGGCAAAUACAAGAUCGUGGCCACAAAUGAGAAUGGACGCGAUGAAGCUGAGGUCACCGUGAAUGUGCUUGAUAUUCCUGGAGCUCCUGAAGGACCACUAGCAGUCAAGGAUAUCACGAAGGACAGCUGUACGUUGAAAUGGCACCCACCUGAGGACGACGGUGGCUCUCCAAUCACCAACUACAUUGUUGAAAAGCAAGAGGAUGAUGGUCGAUGGGUACCGUGUGGUGAGACUGCCGAUACGAACCUGAAAGUUGGAAAACUGAACGAAGGACACGAAUACAAGUUCCGAGUCAAAGCUGUGAAUAGACAGGGCGUUUCGGCACCUCUACAGACUGACCACGCCAUCGUUGCGAAGAAUCCGUAUGACGAACCUGGUGCGCCCACAGAUGUUACUCCUGUUGAUUGGGACAAGGACCAUGUGGACCUUGAGUGGAAGGCUCCUGAGAACAAUGGAGGAGCUCCUAUUGAGCAGUAUAUUGUGGAAAAGAAAGACAAAUACGGUGAUUGGGUGCCAUGUGCAACUGUGGAUGGCAAGACCACAAAGGCCACAGCUGGUAACCUCGUCGCUGGCGAGACAUAUCAGUUCCGUGUGAAGGCUGUGAACAAAGCAGGACCUGGCAAACCUUCUGAUCCUACAGGCCCCAUCAUUGCAAAACCGAGAAAGAUGGCGCCGAAGAUCAGCCUGGCUGGUCUCCUCGAUCUGCGCAUAAAGGCCGGUACUCCACUGAAGUUGGAGGUAAUGUUCGAGGGAGAACCAUCACCUGCAGCCAUCUGGCGUGCCAACGACACUGUACUGAAUGACCUUCCUCGGGCGGAAGUUACCACCACUCCCACAUCAUCCGAAUUGCAAAUUUUCUCCAGUGUUAGAGGAGAUACUGGUCUAUACACCAUAACUGUUGAAAAUGAGCAUGGCAAAGACAAGGCGCAAUGCACGGUCACUGUGCUUGAUGUGCCGAGCCCUCCAGAGGGACCUUUGAAGGUAAAUGAAAUCCACAAAGAAGGAUGUACUUUGAACUGGAAGCCACCACUUGAUAAUGGAGGUUCGGAUAUUCUCCACUAUCGUGUGGAAAAGAUGGAUACAUCGCGUGGAACCUGGCAAGAAGUUGGCGAAUUCCCAGAAUGCACGGCCAAAGUUGGAAAACUGGUACAUAUGAAGGAAUAUCAGUUCCGAGUGAUGGCUGUAAAUCUUCAAGGAGAAUCGAAACCGCUCGAAACUACUGAACCGAUCAUCGCCAAAAACGAAUUUGAUGUUCCUGACCCUGUGGAGAAACCAGAAGUGGUGGACUGGGAUAAGGACCGUAUCGACAUCCAGUGGAAACCUCCAGCAAACAACGGAGGAAGCCCUGUGAAAUCUUAUAUCGUAGAGAAGAAGGAGAAAGGCAGUGCCAUCUGGAGCGAAGCAGGCAAAACGUCCGGAACAAAGUUCUCGGCUAGCAAUCUCAAGCCUGGUGUUGAAUAUGAGCUUCGUGUCAUUGCUGUCAACGAAGCUGGUCCCUCAGAUCCAUCAGAUCCGACCGACCCGCAGAUUACCAAGCCUAGAUACUUGAAGCCGAAAAUCCUCACGCAGAAUCGAAAGAUCAAGAUCAAAGCCGGCUACACUCACACUAUGGAAGUGGAGUUUGAUGGAGCCCCAGACCCUACACCGACCUGGACCUUCAAGGAGGGACAGCCCUUGCCACCUGAACUCUUGAUCGAGGGAAAACCUGGUCUCACUUCGAUCUUCUUCCCGAGUGCUAAACGUUCCGACAGUGGAUCGUACACGCUGAAGGUGAAAAACGAAGUGGGCGAAGAUGAAGGGGUGUUUGAGGUCGUUGUGCAAGACCGUCCGGCAGCCCCAGAAGGACCGCUUGAGGUCUCUGAUGUGACUAAAGACAGCUGCGUGCUCAGCUGGAACCCACCGAAGGACGAUGGUGGUGCUGAGAUCACCAACUAUGUGGUGGAAAAACGCGACACGAAGACUAACACAUGGGUUCCUGUGUCGAACUUCGUCACUGGAACAAGAAUUACAGUGCCAAAGUUGGUUGAGGGACAUGAAUACGAAUUGAGAGUCAUGGCUGAGAAUGCCUUCGGACGAUCAGAUCCUUUGAAUACCACAGAGCCAGUGCUCGCCAAGGAUCCAUUCGGAGUUCCUGGAAAGCCUAGCAAGCCGGAAAUCGUUGACACAGACAACGAUCACAUCGAUAUCAAAUGGGAGCCACCUCGUGACAACGGCGGCUCUCCGAUCGAGCACUAUGAUGUCGAAAGGAAGGAUUUGAAGACCGGACGAUGGGUCAAGGUCAACACCUCUCCCGUUCGUGGUACAUCUUUCUCGGACAAUCGUGUACAAAAAGGCCAUACCUACGAAUACCGUGUGGUGGCUGUGAACAAGAGUGGACCGGGUGCUCCUUCGGACCCCUCGGCUGCAGCUACAGCUAAACCUAUGUACGAGUUACCAGGAUUUGAUUUGGACAUCGAUGGAAAAGAAUUCCGAGUUAAAGCUGGUGAACCUUUGGAUAUUUUGAUUCCUAUGCAUGGAUCACCCACACCUGAAGUGAAAUGGAUCAAAGACGGCAAGGAAAUGCCAGGAAUCGAAACCACCGAAGACAAAACUCGUCUCUUCAUCCAAUCAUCAAGGCGAAGUGAUGGUGGUGCAGUGAAAAUCAAAGCGACCAACAACCUUGGAGAAGCCGAAGCAAACAUCAAAAUCACUGUCAUUGACAAACCCGGCGCUCCAGAGAACCUUACUUAUGACGCCGUGACCAGACACACUUGCACUCUCAAAUGGGUGCCUCCCAAAGACGACGGAGGUUCUGAAAUCACCGGCUACAAGAUCGAAUACCAAGAAGUGGGGUCCCAAAUAUGGGAGAAAAUUCCCGGUGCAGUUUCGGGCACCUCGUACACAGUUCGCGGACUGGAGCAUGGUCAACAGUAUCGGUUCCGCGUCCGUGCCGAAAAUAUGGCAGGCCUAUCAGACUACGUCACUGGUGCCCCUGUCGUGAUCAAAGACCCAUUCAACCCACCUGGACCACCUUCAACACCGGAGGUAACCGGCUACGACUCGAAUCUCGUAUCGUUAGCCUGGAAUCCACCCAAAGACGACGGCGGCUCUCCGAUCCUCGGCUACGUUGUUGAACGAUUCGAGAAGAAAGGCGGCGGUGACUGGGCUCCUAUCAAGAUGCCUCUUGUAAAGGGAACAGAAGUAACAAUUCCAAACCUCCACGAGGGUGAAACGUACCAAUUCCGCAUAAGAGCAGUGAAUGCUGCAGGUGAGGGAGAAGCCAGCAAUGGAUCUGAGCCGGUCACCUGCAGGCCAUUUGUUGUGCCUCCCGGUGCACCAGAUCAACCCAGAAUUGGAAGCAUCACCAGGAACUCUGCGGAAGUACUUUGGAGCCGACCCAUGAAAGACGGAGGCGCUCCGAUUGAUGGCUACUACGUCGAGAAGAAGAAGAUUGGCGAUACGGACUGGAGCAGAGUCAACGCCAAGCCUCUGAAAGGAACCUCCUUAGUUGUGGAUGGACUAGGUGAAAAGGACGAGUACGAAUUCCGAGUGAUUGCUGUCAACUCGGCCGGUGAAGGAGAACCCUCGAAACCAUCUGACCUUGUCGUGAUCCAAGAACAACCAGGACGACCCAUCUUCGACCUAUCAAACCUCAAGGACAUAACUGUCCGUGCUGGAGAGACAAUUCAGAUCAAAAUUCCUUAUUCUGGUGGAAAUCCAAAACCGAUCGUCGACCUGUUCAACGGAUCGACACCGCUGUUUGAAAAUGACCGCACCGUAAUUGAUGUGAACCCCGACUCAAUAGUUAUCACGACGACUGACUCGAAGAGAAGUGACGCCGGACCGUACAAGAUUGUCCUUUCAAACCGAUUGGGCAAGGACACCGCCAAGCUGAAUGUGAACGUGCUUGAUGUUCCUGGCAAGCCCACUGGACCAAUACGUGCUACCGAUAUCCAGGGAGAUGCAAUGACCCUUCAUUGGUCACCUCCGAAAGACAAUGGAGGCGACGAUGUUACUAACUACGUCGUUGAGAAGAGGACCCCUGGUGGAGAAUGGGUCACUUGUGGACAUCCCGUUGGAACGUCGCUUCGGGUGAGAAACCUGGACAAGAAUCAACCCUACGAAUUCCGCGUAUCGGCGGAGAACCAGUACGGAGUCGGACAACCGCUUGAAACUGAUGACAUCAUUGUCGCUAAAGAUCCCUUCAGUCCACCUGGAGCCCCUGGCCAGCCUGAAGCAGUUGAAACAUCUGAGGAGGCGAUUGUUCUACAAUGGACGCGUCCACUAAACGAUGGCGGGGCACCUAUUCAGGGCUAUGUGAUUGAAAAGCGAGAAGUAGGAACCAAGGAAUGGACAAAAGCUGCUUACGGUACAGUGCCGGAAACCAAACAUAGGGUGACUGGACUUGUUCCCAAGAAGGAAUACGAAUUCCGAGUUUGUGCUACGAACGCUGCCGGAAAUGGUGACUGGAGCGAAGCCAGCUUCCCUAUUGCUGCUGAGAAAUCACCGAAAAAGCCGAUCAUCGACAUCACGAUGCUUACACGGGAUGUUAUCGCUUUUGUUGGAGAAACUGCCAAGAUCCUCGUACCAUACAGUGCAUCUCCCAUGCCUCGUAUAUCCUGGUCUAAGGGAGACCUGAAAUUGGACGAACGUGACAAGAGAAACAAAGUCGACAGUAACGAUUUCCUGACUGCCAUGACAAUUGACAAGUGCGAGCUCAGCGAUUCUGGACUAUACACCGUUACCCUGGAGAACUCCAUGGGCAAGGACAGUGCAACCGUCAAGCUGCGCGUGGUCAAUCGUCCUUCUCCACCUGAGGGACCUCUCGAGAUCACGGACAUCGCCCCAGACUGCUGCACCCUGGCGUGGAAACCACCGAAGAGCGACGGCGGAUCACCAAUAACCAACUAUAUCGUCGAAAAGCUCUGCUUGAAGGGUGCUGAUCCAAAAUGGGAAAAAGUUUCAUCGUUUGUGAGAAACACGACGUUUGUUGUACCAAGACUGCAGGCUGGAGAGCAGUACAAAUUCCGCAUUCGUGCUGAGAAUCAGUUUGGGAUCUCAGAACCGCUUGAGAAUCCUGACCCAAUCACUGCAAAAUAUCAGUUCAACGUACCUGCUCAACCAGAAGCACCCACCGUUCGUGACAUGGACUCUAACUGGGCAGAGAUCGAAUGGGAUACACCUGCCAACGGUGGUUCGAAGAUUCUCGGCUAUCAAGUGCAGUAUCGUGAGGCAUCGUCUGCCAAAUGGAUCAACGCCAGUACAGAUCUCAUACCUCAGAAUUCAAUGAGAAUAAACAACCUCCGCGAAAACGGAGAAUAUGAAUUCAGAGUACUGGCAAAGAACGCUGCCGGAUUCUCGAAACCAUCACCGCCAUCAGAGAGGAAGAAACUACGAGCAAAAUUCGGACCUCCUGGACCACCAAGUCAGGCAAAUGCCCAGUCCAUUGGUCGCAACCACGUAACCCUCACCUGGGUAGCUCCACUCGAUGAUGGAGGAUCUCCAAUCACCGGAUAUAUUGUGGAACAACGUGAGUACGGUAGCACCGUAUGGACGAAGGUUAGCGAUUAUAACAUCCGCGAUCCCGAGUUCACUGUGCCUGGUCUCAAGGAGUUCCACGAUUACGAGUUCCGUAUCAUUGCAAUCAAUAAAUACGGAAAAGGAGUACCAUCCCUGCCAACAGGACCUAUCAAGAUUCAGGAUUUGAAUGGUUCUCGACCACAAAUAGUCGUGAAGCCAGUAGACACUGCGCAACCGUACAACAGGAGAGCAGUCUUCGUCUGUGAGGCUGUUGGCCGCCCUGACCCCGUCUGUCGGUGGAUCAGAAAUGGCCGCGAGCUACCCGAAAGCAGCCGAUACAGGUUCGAGGGACAUGACGGUACAUUCAAAUUCACAAUCAAAGAAGUCUGGGAUAUCGAUGCUGGAGAGUACACCUGUGAAGUGUCGAACGUUUACGGUAGCGAUUCUGCUACUGCAAAACUCAUCGUUCAAGCUCCACCGAUUAUUGAAAAGGACGUACAGAAUACCAUUCUGCCAAUGGGUGAGAUGGUCCGUCUGAAGAUAUAUUUCUCGGGUACACCUCCGUUCAAUCACUCAUUGACAUUGAACAAGGAAGAAGUGGACGCUGACCAUCCGACAAUCCGUACUGUCGACUUCGACGAUCACAUCCUCAUCACCAUCCCAUCACUUUCAACCCGUGAAGCUGGUCGAUACGAAUACACGAUCAGCAAUGACAGUGGUGUGGCUUCAACUGGGUUCUGGCUGAAUGUCACCGGACUACCCGGUGCACCACAAGGACCUCUGCAUUUCAGCAAUGUUGGCCCACAUCAGGUUACCCUGUCUUGGCGCCCACCAGUGAAUGACGGAGGCUCAAAGAUCACAAAUUAUGUUGUCGAAAAGAGGAACGUAGAGAAGGAUGAGUGGACCGUUGUUGCCUCCAGUAUUCGUGACCUGUCUUUCACAGUACAAGGCCUAUUCGAAAACCACGAGUACGAGUUCCGAGUGAGUGCAGCUAAUGAAAAUGGUCAAGGUGUGCCACUCGUAGGCGAAAACCCAGUAGUGACUCGACUUCCGUUUGACCGCCCAGGACCGCCAACCGACUUGGAGGUUAUGGAAGUUGGUGGAGACUUCUUGACGCUAACUUGGCAUCGACCGCAAUCUGAUGGCGGAGGCCGUAUUCGCGGUUACUAUGUCGAGAAAUGUGAGGAUGACCAGGAAGUAGCGUGGGUGCGAUGCAACCAGAACCCAUCCCCAGGAAACUCCUUCAACGUUUCGAGCCUCAUCGACGGAAGAAAGUACAGAUUCCGUGUGUUCGCCGUCAACGACGCCGGCUUGUCUGAUGCCGCUGAAAUGGAUCUGAUGGAAUUCAAGUCUGCAGGCGGUGGAACUCCUCCCGAAAUCAUUUCCCAGUUGUCGGACCAAUCUGUUGAGCCAGGACGUGGUGCAACGUUUGAGUGUGAAAUCACUGGUUCUCCACGACCUGAGUAUAGUUGGUUCAAGGGCAUGAAGGAACUAGUGGACACUUCGAGAUUCACGAUUCUCUCUAAGGGUGAUAAGCAGAUUCUCAUGGUCAAUCACGCGAACCCCGAAGAUGCAGACGAGUACACUUGUCGCGCUACGAACAAAUUCGGCACAAAGAGCACCAGAGCACAGUUGUUGCUAAUGUCUAAACCGAGAGUGUUCUUGCCACCUCGCUACCAUGGUGGGUAUGAAGCUCAGAAGAGCGAGACGAUCGAGUUGAAGAUCCCCUACAAAGCCUUCCCACGAGCUGAAUCUCGAUGGACGAAGGACGGCGAACCGAUCGAGAAUGGUGGUCGUUACGAAAUUACAACUGACGACAAGACCGCCACUCUGCGCAUUUCCAACGCGACUCGAGAUGAUUACGGUCAAUAUCGAGUAACUGUUGAAAACUGUGUGGGACAAGACUCAACCACUGUGGGUGUCACCGUGGCCGAUUGCCCAGAACCACCUCGAUUCCCCAUCGUUGAAAACGUGUUGGAUGAGGCUGUGAUUCUGUCAUGGAAACCUCCAAAUCUUGAUGGUGGAUCGCUAGUCACUCAGUACAUUGUAGAAAGGAGAGAUACCGCUGGAGGAGCGUGGGAACCAUGUGCGAAGACACGCUUCGCCUGUGUUACCGUGGAGGGAUGCCGUCCAAAGAAGACCUACCAAUUCCGAAUCAGUGCUGAGAACAAGCACGGUGUAUCGCAACCUUGCGAGCCAACUGCUCCAGUGACUAUUCCGGGAGAUGACCGUAUCCGACAAAGAGACUACGACGUUGACGAUACUGGCAAGGUGAUUCGUGGUAAAGGCCCAACUAUGGCCAACUAUGAUGGCUACGUGAUUGAUGUGUGGAAGCAGUACUACCCUCAAGAAGUUGAGAUCAAACACACUCCUGUGCUUGACCAAUACGAUAUCCAUGAAGAGAUCGGAACGGGUGCAUUCGGCGUGGUACAUCGCUGCACUGAGCGCGCAACUGGUAACACCUUUGCUGCCAAGUUCGUAAACACUCAGAACGAAGCCGAUAAGGCAACCGUCCGUAAAGAGAUCAACACCAUGUCAGUGCUUCGACAUCCCAAACUCAUUAACUUACACGAUGCAUUCGAAGGUGACAAGGAAAUGGUCAUGAUUUACGAGUUCAUGUCUGGUGGCGAAUUGUUCGAAAAAGUCGCCGAUGAUUCAAAUCGAAUGACUGAAGCCGAAGCAAUCGAGUACACUCGCCAAGUGUGCAAGGCGUUGUGCCACAUGCACGAGAUGAACUAUGUUCAUUUGGAUUUGAAGCCAGAAAAUAUCAUGUUCACCACAAAGAAGAGCAACGAGUUGAAGUUGAUCGACUUUGGCCUCGCCUCUUACCUGGACCCCAAGGAAAGCGUUAAGGUCACGACGGGCACUGCGGAAUUCGCAGCUCCUGAAGUAGCCAACGGAGAACCAGUCGGUUACUACACGGAUAUGUGGAGUGUCGGAGUACUGGCAUACAUCCUCCUGUCAGGGCUGUCACCAUUCGCAGGUGAAAACGAUGAAGAAACCCUAAAGAAUGUGAAAAAGUGCGAUUGGAACAUGGACGACCCGAUCUUCAGCCAAGUCUCUGACAAUGCCAAAGACUUUGUUCGCAAGUUACUCGUUGCAGAACCAGGAAGUCGAAUGACAAUUCAUGAGGCUCUGAAUCAUCCAUGGUUGUCAAGCGGUGAAGUUGGUAAAGGUGAUGUGAUUCCAAGUAACCGAUACCACUCCAUUCGUGAUUCGAUUCGUCAGAAAUACGAUGCUUGGCCAGAACCGGUGCCACCACUCGGUCGUAUUUCCAACUUCAGUUCUCUUCGAAAACACCGUCCAACUGAGUACCACAUUCACGAUGCCUUCUUCGAGCGCUCUGAAGCUCAGCCACGGUUUAUCAUCAAGCCGUUCAGUACAUCGGUGACUGAAGGGCAGAGUGCCAACUUCUACUGCCGAGUAAUCGCCUCGUCAACACCAAUUGUUACCUGGCAUCACGACUCGACGGAACUGAAGCAAAGUGUGAAAUACAUGAAGAAGUACAACGGCAACGACUAUGGUCUCACUAUCAACAGGGUGAAAAUGGACGACAAAGGCGAAUACACAGUUCGUGCAAAGAACUCGUACGGGUCGAAAGAAGAAGUCGUAUUCCUCACUGUCAACAAGAAGAGCGAAGAAUUCAAGAGCAAACCAUUGGAACCAAUGCGAAAGGCGCCCUCACCACCGAAAGUCGAAGAGUUCAAGGAAAAAGAUAUUCCUCCGAACUUCUCGUUCCACCUUCGCCCACGCUUGAUCCAAAAGAAUCAUCAAUGCAAGCUGAUUUGUACAUUACAAGGAAACCCCCUCCCUACUGUGGAAUGGUUCAAAAAUGGAGUACCCGUCGAUCAAGACCGCGUACAGACGACAUUCCGAAGUGGCGUCUGCACAUUGGAGAUCUUCAACACGCGACUCGAUGAUGCUGGCACAUACACCUGCAAGGCAACGAGUCCUCUUGGAGAGGCUGUUUCUGAGUGUGUCGUCACGGUGCAGACGAAAGGAGGAGAACCCAUGCCUCGUGUCUCUUCAUACCGCACCAAAAGGACAUAUGAUUCGCUGACUGUUAACGAAGUUGAAAAGUCGAGAUCGUACUCCGAUUUCCGGACUGAAUCGUCAUCGUACUCUUCGUCUCGUUCCUCCUACAGCUCCAAAUACGAGUCGAGUACGCGAUCAGCAGCAGACGAUCUCAAAAUAAAAGUCUCCACUGAGCCACCAAACUUCGCUAGCAAACUCAAGGAUGUUACUGUCGAUCAUGGAGAACCGGUCACGUUAUCUUGUGAGGUGGAAGGAACCCCAUCACCCCUGAUCGAAUGGCUACACAAUGGUGAACGCGUGACAGAUCCGCGAUUAGCAACUUCCUUUUCUGGAGGGAAAGCGACGUUGACAAUCUCCGAAGCGGGCGCCGACGACGUGGGAGAGUACGUUUGCAGGGCCAGCAACUCUGCUGGACAGGAAUCAUGCCGAGCUAACGUCACCGUGCGACCAGCUCAAAACGCACAAAUUGAAAAUGGACAUGUAAAUGGAACCGAAGAGGAGGGGUUACGAAGAUGUAAAGUAAAUAAUGCGGAAAAGGAAACAAAUGUACCCAUUUAUUUUGAUGAAGAAUGGAAAACGAUUGCACUGGAAAAAGUGAAUCGUCGUUUCUUGACACUGAAUGAAAUAAUAUUUGAACAGAUCCGUUGCGGCUGUAGAAUUGUCCGACAUCUUGCUGGCCAAAUUGUGGACGAAGGCGCCUCCGUCAGUCUAGAAGCCUGUGCAUCAGGGAAACCCGAUCAAUUGAGAUGGACAAAGAAUGGAGUGGAGGUGAAAAGUGAUAGCCGAACGGAAAUAGUACAAGAUGGCGAACGAUAUCGGCUAACCAUCAGCAAUGCGACGGCAGAUGACUCCGGAACGUAUCAACUGGAACUCGAUUCCAAAGGAUCGCAACUCACCUCUGUUGCAUCACUCGUUGUUUCUGGAAAACCUAAUGAGCCGCCUGUCACGAAACUGCCUGCUUCGGUCAGCGUGUCAUCAGGAUCAGCUACAAAACUGGUUUUGGAAAUGAAAGACUCCGAAGGCUAUACCGUGCAAUGGUUCAAGGGUGCCGAAAAGGUCGAGAAAUCUGAUCGGCUGAAAUCCGUCAAGAGUGGCGACACUUUCAAACUUGACUUCAAGAGUGUGGAGCCAACCGAUGAAGGAGUGUAUGUAGCGAAAGUCGUCAAGGAUAAGAAAGCAGUGGCCAAGUACUCCGCUGCCAUCCGAGUAGAGCCAUAG
Haemonchus placei is the source of this 20706-nucleotide messenger RNA. The record is from the annotation of a GenBank genome assembly. Lineage: Eukaryota; Metazoa; Nematoda; Chromadorea; Rhabditida; Trichostrongylidae.